GGAGGUGUAAAGUCAAUGUUAUCAGAGCUUCCAUCAAUCAUAUUAACUUGGCUGGAGAAGAUCCACCUACGAACAGACCUCAGGCCCUGGUUAUAAAGCAUAGGAGGAAUAAGAAGAUUACAUUAUCUGAGGUGAUGGAGCUGUUGACAAAAUAUUCUCCAUUUGAUGCAAUGCCUCUUGGAUCAAAUGCUAUGGUCAUCGCUAUACCAAGUCACUCAUUGGCCAGAAGCAGUUGCGAGAGUUUGCCAACGACAAAAAUUACUCAAUUUUUCGUUACAGCAUGUGGAAAGAAAGCAAAAUUAUCAGAAGCAUGA
Messenger RNA from Nilaparvata lugens (brown planthopper), 314 nucleotides. Its product is annotated as pre-piRNA 3'-exonuclease trimmer-like. Gene Ontology annotation, molecular function: nucleic acid binding. Lineage: Eukaryota; Metazoa; Arthropoda; Insecta; Hemiptera; Delphacidae. The record is from RefSeq and is a predicted model, not a curated record.